Sebastes umbrosus (honeycomb rockfish) is the source of this 2944-nucleotide messenger RNA. It is a transcript of the gene dpagt1, whose product is annotated as dolichyl-phosphate (UDP-N-acetylglucosamine) N-acetylglucosaminephosphotransferase 1 (GlcNAc-1-P transferase). The record is from RefSeq and is a predicted model, not a curated record. Gene Ontology annotation, biological process: protein N-linked glycosylation; dolichol-linked oligosaccharide biosynthetic process. Lineage: Eukaryota; Metazoa; Chordata; Actinopteri; Perciformes; Sebastidae. Gene Ontology annotation, molecular function: UDP-N-acetylglucosamine-dolichyl-phosphate N-acetylglucosaminephosphotransferase activity. The transcript has 9 exons. Gene Ontology annotation, cellular component: membrane. Bases 675 to 1907 code for a protein of 410 amino acids.
AGAAAGAAAAAAGAAAGAGAAAGAAAAAAGAAAGAGAAAAAAGAAAGAAAGAAAGAAAAAGAGAAAGAAAGAAAGAAAGAAAAAAGAAACUAUUUUGUUGACAGCAGAGGGCGGAAGUUCAUUCUACCAUAACAACCAACGAAGAAGAAGUCUCUUCCGUGUCAACAUCAGUAACCGGAAGCUGUCAAGCUAAAAGUUUGUUUACAUGUUGAGCACACAACUAUACACGAAGACAUCUUAAAAACAGAGCGAAUACUGUGAUAUUUUCAACAACAAAAAAAGACAAUAAAUUAUGUCUUUAUUAAAAACUUUCCCUUUAAUGCAACCACUGUUUCUAGCUAAUAAUAAUGUUUAACACUGUUUUAUUUUGAAGAGUUAGCGGAAGUAGCGUCUCCUAGCAACCACGUGGACUUAAAGUGAAACCAGACGUGGAGUUUAGUCAACCAGGCAGAGAUAUUAGCAUCAAUAACACGUCAUUAAAGGUAAUAUGGAUUAUCAUUGCGACUUGUGGACUUGUGUUUCUUUGACACCAGAAGCUCGGAGAUGUAUUUCGCUUUAAAACACAUGUUUUGACAUGUUUUAUACCUCAGUGAAGACAGCCAAAGCUCGCUCAUCGAUCGCCUGAAGGUGUCAGAUUAGCUAGAAACCUGAUUUGAUCUGUCAAAGGGGACAACAUGCCUGAGAAGAUGUCCCCAGUCCCUGUCCUCCCGCUGGUGAUUAACUGCUUCUUGUCUGCUCUGGGCUGCAUGGCCACACUGAAACUCAUCCCUGCUUUCAAAGACUACUUCAUCUCAGCCAGACUGUUCGGAGUGGACCUAAACAAAACAUCCAAGAAGGAAGUCCCAGAGUCCCAAGGAGUGAUCAGUGGGACAGUCUUCCUCAUCAUCCUCUUCUGCUUCAUCCCAGUGCCUUUCCUUAGCUGCUUUGUAGGAGAUCAGUGCACGGGUUUCCCACACGAUGAGUUCGUACAGCUGAUUGGUGCACUUCUGGCCAUCUGUUGCAUGAUCUUCCUGGGCUUUGCCGAUGACGUGCUGAACCUGCGGUGGAGACACAAGCUCCUGCUUCCCUCCUUGGCUUCCCUGCCGCUGCUCAUGGUCUAUUUUACCAACUUCGGCAACACCGUCAUCGUGGUGCCCAAGCCCGUCAGAGCCCUGCUUGGGCUGCACUUGGAUAUGGGUAUUCUCUACUAUGUCUACAUGGGAAUGCUUGCGGUAUUCUGCACAAAUGCCAUCAACAUCCUAGCGGGCAUCAACGGCAUCGAGUCGGGUCAAGCCCUGUUUAUCUCCGGCUCCAUCAUCGUCUUCAACCUGCUGGAGCUCAGCGGAGAUUACCGUGAUGACCAUGUUUUCUCCCUCUACUUCAUGAUACCAUUCUUUUUCACCACAUUAGCACUUUUUUACCACAACUGGUAUCCUUCAUCUGUGUUUGUGGGAGACACUUUCUGCUACUUUGCUGGGAUGACCUUCGCUGUAGUCGGCAUCCUGGGACACUUCAGCAAAACAAUGUUGCUGUUCUUCAUUCCUCAAGUGGUUAACUUUAUCUACUCCUUGCCUCAGCUUUUUCACGUCAUCCCCUGUCCCAGACACCGGCUCCCCAGGCUGAAUCCAGACACAGGCAAACUGGGGAUGAGCUACUCUAAAUUCAAAAGAAAGGAUCUCUCUAAAUUAGGACACCUCAUUAUGAAGGUGGCAGAGUUAUUAAAGCUGCUGGAUGUGCGAAGAGGCCAGGAGGGAGAUGAUGAGUUUAUUGAGUGCAACAACAUGACCUUAAUAAAUCUGGUGCUGAAAUUACUCGGUCCCACCCAUGAGAGAAACCUCACAGUCAUCAUGCUCAUCAUACAGGUGAUAGGCAGCGUCUUGGCUUUUGGGAUCCGUUAUCAUCUGGUGCGUCUCUUCUACGACGUCUAGACGGCACACUGGGAAAGAGGAGAGAGAGCGCUGACUGAGAAAAUAUAAUUAUUGUUUUAUGGGACUAUUUUACAGGCUCAUGGUUCAUCUGCCUUUUGAUAGAUUUCAUUACCUCACUGUUACUUUUCUGCCUCAGAGUCUACCUGCAGUAUAGCCCCAGUGCACGGUUCAAAGCUAUAAUUCACUUCAUAGAACAUUUUCACAGAAGCAUAAAACUGCUAGGGUUCUGACAUCAACAGCAGCACUGUGUGUUACUCGCCUAAAUUUCAGUAAUUACAAGCAGGAAAAAGUAACUGUCUUAAGGAUCUUGAGUGUCCGUCCUAAAAGUAUAUUUUUGUACUUGUUUUUUUUUAAAGGAAAGUACAAUAAGUGGGGUUGACUUUCGGUCUUCAGGGUAGCCAACAUCAAUGGUUGACUGCAACUAAAUUGUUACUAUGUGAUAACAGAUUUAUGGAUCUAGAAGUGCUCUAAAAAUACAAAAAUAUUCACACAGCGGUCCAUUGCAAUCUGCUGUUCACACAUCAUUUCCCAUGGCUAUCAAUCCAUGCAACAUUAAUAAUAAGAAUGAAUACGUUAAUAUCAUUUAUUUGCUUGUUUGUUUGUUUUGUUUUUUUUACCUCUGAAUGAACGCACACAGAAUGGUUAUUGUGAAGAAAAUCAAUGAAAAGAUAAGGAGGCUAUAAUCAGUCUGAAGACAGGGAAUUGGGUUAAUAGAGGGGAUAUUAGAAGAGAUGAAGUGAGAUUAUAACGUCUGGGUUGUUGAAAAAGUUACAUAGGGCUAUGGCAGGUAAAGGGUGUCGUGAUGAGAAUAUUGAUAAUUGAUUGUUUAUACCUUUCUUGGUAUUAUUGGAUACAUAGCUGUAUUUUUAUGACUGAUAUGCAUUUUUCCCCUGAGGGUUCAGCAGACAAAAUCAAUGUGAAGUAAUAACUGGCACUGGACUAUUUUGCUUAGGAGUGUAACUGCAAGUGAGAAACUGUUUACUGUUGGGAUGGAAGACUCAAAUUGAGAAAUAAAAGCUGAGAAAAUGGAAAUAUAA